AGAAAAGAAUAGGUUAUAUGGGCUAAAAAAAGUUAUUUAUUCAAUGUCAAGUGGAAUAGAUAUGUCAGAAUAUUUUAUGUCAGUUGUAAAGAAUAUCUCGUCAUCUAAUCUUGAUAUACAAAAGCUUGUUUAUAUGUAUAUUAUAAGAUAUUCGGAAUAUGAUCCUGAUUUAUCACUUCUUUCUAUUAAUACAAUACAAAGAAAAUUAAAUGAUAAAAACCAAAUUUUUAGAGGAACUGCAAUAAGGAUGUUAUCAGGAAUUCGUGUUCCUUCUAUUUCUAAAAUAAUUAUAUCUGAAAUAAAGCGUUGUAUUAUGGAUAUGUCAUUUUAUGUAAGAAAAGCAGCAGCAAUUUCUAUGGUAAAAUGUUACAGACUUGAUCCAUCAUCUCUUCCUAUACUAAUAGAAUAUCUUCUAAUUCUUUUGAAUGAUCAAUCUCAUAUAGUAUUUGGAUCAGCACUUUUUGCUUUUCAAGAAUUAUGUCCAGAAAAAUUAGAUUUAAUUCAUCCAUACUACCGUAAAAUUUGCAGGGAUCUUCAUAAAUUAAGUGAAUGGGAUCAAGUAACAGCAUUAAAUAUUCUUUUAGUAUAUGCUAGAAAAUGCUUUUUAAAACCAGAUGAUAAGACGUGUUAUAAUUCUGAAGAUUUAAAUGGAAAAGAGUUAUAUUCUGAUGAUAAUUCUAAUGAAAAAGCAGAGGAGUCGGUAGUUAAUAUUUUGAAUAAAGAUCUUAAUAUGCUUUUAACGUCUAUUAUUCCAUUACUUAGGAGCAGAAAUAGCUCGGUCAUAAUGGCAGCUUGUAAAAUACUAUAUCAUAUUGGACCUUUAACAAAAAAAAGCGAACUUGUAAAAGCAUUAAUUUAUCUAUUAAAAGAAAGUCCGGAUAUUCAAUAUAUUGUAUUAACCAAUAUUAUAGCAAUAGCUAUUAAAUAUCCUGCUUUUUUUUCACCAUUUUAUAAACAUUUUUUUAUUUAUCCAUCUGAUUCCCAGAGUAUUUGGGAACUAAAAUUUGAAAUUCUUGCUUUAAUUGCAAGAGAAGAAAAUAUCAAAGAUAUUUUAGAAGAACUUAAAUGGCAUACAAAAAGUUCAGAUCCAAAUAUAGUAUUUAAAGCAAUAAAAUCUAUCGGAUAUUGUGCAAUUAAUCAUUCUUAUAUUUCGGAGUUAUGUCUUCAAAGUCUAAUAAGAAAUAUCAAUAGUACAAAUGACACUUUAGUAGCAGAAUCAAUAUUUAUAAUAUCUCAUUUAAUACAACUUAAUCCAAAAGAUAACCUGCAUUAUCUAGAACAACUUGUAUUAUAUUAUGAUUCCAUUACAAUAGCAUCAGCCAAAGCUUCUAUAAUCUACCUCAUGUCAAAAAAUAUUUUUAAUCUUCCAAAAUUAUCAUUAGAUAUGUUAAGGAUUCUUGCGAAAUCAUUUUCACAACAGGAAGAAAUUGUAAAAAAUCAAAUUCUUAUUUUCGCAGUAAAGUUAUAUAUCAUAUAUAGUUCUAAUUGUUUUGAAGAGAAAUCAGAAGAUUCCCCUCUAGAUGUUUUUUUAAAGAAUUCAAAAAUAUCAAAUAUUUCAGACGAAAACAAUAUUUCAUCAAGUUUAUUAGAGAAAAAUAAAAUAUUAUCAGGAAAUGAAGAUAUAUAUAAUAACCCUUCAAACAAGCUAAUUGUUACAAAGCUUUAUGAUUAUAUUAUGUUAUUAGCUCGAUAUGAUCUUUCGUAUGAUCUUCGUGACAGGGCACGUUUAUAUAAAUUUUUGGCACUUAAUUCUACUAGUUUAUUUACACAGAAAGUCGUUUUUUCAUUCAGUCCAAACAUAGAAAUGACAACCGAUUCUAUAGGUCGAGAAACGUUUACAUUAGGAACUUCAUCUCUUACACUUUUUAAACAAGUAAAAGGAUAUGAAAAUCUACCUAAUUGGCCAAAUGAUAUUACUCAAUUACCACAUCCAAGUUUAAGAGAAGAAAAACAUGACAUUUUUAAAGACACGAACGAUAACUUUUUGAAAGCUUCUUCAUUAAAAAAGGAUAAAGAUAAUUCAAUUUUAUUAAAUAUAAACUCAGUAGGAAUACAGGAUUUAGAUGAUUUUUAUAGAUCAAAUACUAAUACUGAAGAUGAAGAUUCAGAAACAGAAAUAGAAUCCGAAUUUAAUUUUAAUUAUGAAGAAAAUACAGAUAGCGAAUCUAUCAAAAAAGAAACAAGUUUUGAAAAUGAAGAGACAGAUAAUGAACAAAUUAUACCACUUUUAUGAAUUCUGAAAAUUACGAAUUACAUAUAUACUACUAUC
Pneumocystis carinii B80 is the source of this 2269-nucleotide messenger RNA. RefSeq lists its product as hypothetical. The record is from RefSeq and is a predicted model, not a curated record. Gene Ontology annotation, cellular component: membrane coat. The coding region runs from base 44 to 2233 and encodes 729 amino acids. The transcript has 8 exons. Lineage: Eukaryota; Fungi; Ascomycota; Pneumocystomycetes; Pneumocystales; Pneumocystaceae. Gene Ontology annotation, biological process: intracellular protein transport; vesicle-mediated transport.